AUGGCGGAGGAAAGCCUGGAGACAGAUGAUCCCAGGUCCUCCAUGCCGGCUGAGCUCCACCAUCUCCACUCUAAGUACGCUCAGUGGAAGUUCAAACUGUUUCGAGUGAGGUCCAUGGAGAAGGCCCCUCUGCCCAGUGAGACCCAACCUGAGAAAGGAGCCUUGUUAGGGAUCUCACCUACUGCAGCUCCAAAUAUAGAGAUAGAUGAUGGUGCAAGUCCAGGCAGUGUCAUGAAAUUGUGCCUAGGGGGAAAAAGCAAGGAGAAUGUGGAGGGCCCAGGCCGAAGGAUAGAUAUGAAGCUACAAGAAAUGGAGACCCAUAUGAACUACCUCAGGUGCUUGUGUCGUCUCUGUGGAAUGGCCUUGAGAAAAGUCAAAGGCCCGGUGAAUGAUGUUCAUAGUGAUCUGGAUGCGGCAGGCAAAGGUGCUCUGCGUAGAAUGGGCUGCAAGUUUACCAGCUGGUCAGAUGUCAUCCUCAAAGUCUUCAAAGUGGAUGUGACCGAGGACACAGAAUCUACCCACCCUUCAUCUUUCUGCCAUCGCUGCUGGAUGGUUGCCAUGCGUGGAGGGGGUGUCUGCAGCUUCUCCAGAACAAGAGUCCCCGAGUGGAAACCUCACUCUUCCCACUGCCACCUCUGCUUUCCCAGGAAACCUUCACUUCAGCGGACUGGUAGGAAGAGGCAGAAAGCCAUUCGCAGAGCCCAGAGCCUUGCAAAAAGGAUAAAGAAGGAUCAUGGCAACAGCAUUGUCAUUGGAGAGAGGAGGACUCUGAGACCAUUUGGAAACAGUCAUCAGGGCCCUGUGCUUAGGGGGUGGAGGAAACCCAGCUUACAGAGGGAGCAAUGGGUGAAGAACAUCACCAAAUGCCAGAAAGAGCACCUCAGUACUAAGAUGAUUUCUGAGAAUCUCCCUGCAGACUUCCUUCAUUCUUUCAGCUGUAUGGUGUGUGACCACCUGCUCUCUGAUCCUGUCCAGUCCCCAUGUGGGCACCUCUUCUGCAGGGCCUGUAUCAUGAAGUAUUACUACGUCCUGGGACCACAUUGCCCGGCCUGCAACUUGCCCUGUGCCCCUGAAGAUUUUAUAACGCCUGCCAAAGCAUUCUUAUCAGCCCUACUUUCUCUGCCUCUGCUCUGCUCGAGCAGUGGCUGCGGCAAGCAAGUAAGCCUGGACUCAUUCAAAGCUCAUUGUCUGAGUCAUGAACUGGAUGAGCAGGAUGCAAACCAGCAAUCAUCAGAACUCGACAACUACCUGCUGGCCAACAAAGGGGGGCGACCCCGUCAGCACUUGCUAAUGCUAACCCGCCGUGCCCAGAAGCACAGGCUGAGAGAGCUAAAGAACCAGGUGAAGGUGUUUGCGGACAAAGAGGAAGGCGGUGACCUGAAGUCUGUGUGUCAGACUCUGUUCCUGCUCGCGCUGAGAUCUGGGAAUGAACACCGACAGGCAGAUGAGCUUGAAGCCACGCUGCAAGGCAGAGGCUUUGGGUUGCAACCUGCUGUGUGUUUAGCCAUCCGGGUCAACACUUUCCUGAGCUGCAGCCAGUAUCAUAAGAUGUACAGGACUGUCAAAGCCACCAGUGGCCGCCAGAUCUUUCAGCCCCUGCACAGCCUGCGAGCUGCAGAAAAGGAGCUUCUCCCUGGAUUUCACCAGUUUGAAUGGCAGCCAGCGCUCAAGAAUGUGUCUACAUCUUGCAAUGUCGGCAUUAUUAAUGGGCUUUCUGGAUCGGCCUCCUCUGUGGAUGACUCCCCAGCUGACACUAUCACACGCCGGUUUCGCUAUGAUGUGGCAUUGGUGUCAGCCUUAAAGGAUCUGGAGGAGGACAUCAUGGAGGGCCUGAGAGCAAGUGGGCUGGAAGACAGUGCUUGCAUGUUGGGCUUCAGUGUCAUGAUCAAGGAAUCCUGUGACGGCAUGGGCGAUGUCAGCGAGAAGCACGGCGGAGGACCAGCUGUUGCUGAGAAGGCUGUACGUUUCUCUUUCACUGUUAUGUCAGUCUCUGUCCUGGCAGAGGACAAGGGGAAAGAGGUUACCAUUUUCACUGAGCCAAAGCCAAACUCAGAACUGUCCUGUAAACCCCUUUGCUUGACAUUUGUGGAUGAAUCAGACCACGAGACACUCACGUCAGUCUUGAGCCCUGUUGUUGCAGAGCGUGAGGCGAUGAAAGAAAGUAGGCUCAUCCUAUCCAUGGGUGGACUGCCUUGCUCCUUCAGCUUACACUUCAGAGGCACAGGAUAUGAUGAGAAGAUGGUGCGUGAGAUGGAGGGCCUCGAGGCUUCAGGGUCCACCUACAUCUGCACUCUUUGUGACUCAAGUCGAGCAGAGGCCUCUCAAAACAUGGUGCUCCACUCUGUCACACGCAGUCACGGGGAGAGCCUCGAACGUUAUGAAAUAUGGAGAACCAACCCUUUUUCUGAGUCAGUAGAUGAGCUUCGAGACAGGGUCAAAGGCGUCUCCGCCAAGCCCUUCAUGGAGACUCAUCCAACCCUUGACGCUUUACACUGUGACAUUGGUAAUGCCAUUGAGUUCUACAAAAUCUUCCAGGACGAGAUCGGGGAGGUGUUCCAAAAGGUCAACCCUACCCGGGAGGAAAGGCGCAGCUGGAGGGCAGCCCUAGACAAACAGCUGAGGAAGAAGAUGAAGCUCAAACCAGUAAUGAGGAUGAAUGGGAACUAUGCCCGCAGGCUAAUGACCCUGGAGGCUGUAGAGGUGGUGUGUGAGUUGGUGCCCACGGAGGAGAGAAGGGAGGCCCUGAGGGAGCUCAUGAAGCUCUACAUCCAGAUGAAGCCUGUUUGGCGCGCCACCUGCCCAGCAGAAGAGUGCCCUGACCAGCUGUGUCAGUACAGCUUCAACUCCCAGCGCUUUGCAGACCUCCUCUCCUCCACCUUCAAAUACAGGUACAAUGGAAAGAUAACCAAUUACCUGCACAAAACCCUGGCCCAUGUACCUGAAAUCAUAGAGAGAGAUGGAUCCAUAGGGGCCUGGGCAAGCGAGGGGAAUGAGUCAGCAAACAAACUGUUCCGGCGUUUCAGAAAGAUGAACGCACGUCAGUCGAAGGCCUUUGAACUGGAGGAUGUGCUGAAACAUCACUGGCUCUACACCUCCAAGUACCUGCAGAAGUUUAUGGAAGCUCACAAAGACUCUGCCAAAGCUUUCCAAGCUACCAUUGACCCUGUAGAGAGCCAGGAUAAUGAGUACUUGUCUCUGGAAAUGAAUGAGUUUUGAUUAUUCUUUAAUGUAAAACUUGAGAAUUAGGACUAUAUUUCAAAUGAUAUUUUACCUACUUCUUUUAGUAAAUUGCCCUGUUUAACAAAAUUUCAUUUACUUUCUUAACCUUUUGAUUGGUGUAAUAAUAACAGGGGAAUGAAGCCAGUGUCUGGCCGGAGGCUGGACAUAAAAUAAUUGGAAAAUAAAUUGAAAAAUGUUUUUCUCACACCAUGGUUUUAAAUGCAUGUUAUUCUUGUGGUUAACCUUUACUUGUAUUGUACUUGUACUCUGUCUUGUUGCUGAAAUGUGCUUAACAAGGACAUUUAGCUUGCCUUACAUUGUUAGCUGUUAAUUACUGUGCAGACGAGACUGCAGCGGGAUAUAGAAAUAACACACAGGAUUCUUUUCUCCUGCUCUUAGCGGAGGGAUUCUUUUUAUUUUUUUUGUCUUCACCGUCUGUGAAAUAUGGCACAGUUUAUUGUAUUGCAAGGGUAUGACACAUUUAUGAAUUUAUAUGGAGAGGAUAUUUAUGGAAACAGAUGAAAGAACUGUAACUCAUUGAGGGAAAUUGUGUUAAAAAGACCACAUUUGUGGCCAUCGUAUUAAUAUAUCAUUUUGAGCUGAAGCGAAAUGCAAUCACAGAGACCCAAAUGUUCUUUGUUUCAUGAGCACCCUAUGAAAAAGAUUACUUUAGUGCUUUAUCUUAAGAUCCCUGAGGGCCACAAUAGAUGCCAGGUCACUUUGAACCAAUUUUAUCUUUUUUAGUUUUUGCACACAGUGGAAUAGAUGAUACUUAUUCCACUUCACGUAAAAUGAAGCAUAUACUGACCUUUUUGUUGAUAUCAUAAAACACAGUAUGGUCCAUUACAGAGCCUAAUACUCCAUGGACUCUCCAGAAGGCAGGGAUUUGUCUUAAGUCCUGCAUAGAAGCUGGCUCUUUUUCUCUUGCUGAUAUUUCUUCAUUGGCUUUGCUGACAGAAAAGAGGGAUGGGAGGGAGCCCCAAAGAUCUCAUGUAAACUGAUUUCUUGUCAACUUUAUUUGUUUGAUUGAUUGAUUAUUUUUCUUUUUCUGCACUCACAAUUUUGUGUCUUGACAGGCAAUUUUGUUUUCUUACUUGAUUGAAUGUUUGAUGUCAUCAGCUUAACCACAAGAUAGCUGUAAAACAUUCACAUUUCAUUCCACAGUUGUCACAGACCUACAAUAACAUCGUG
Molecule: messenger RNA, 4410 nt
Organism: Labrus bergylta (ballan wrasse)
Lineage: Eukaryota; Metazoa; Chordata; Actinopteri; Labriformes; Labridae
Source: RefSeq, a predicted model, not a curated record